This is a messenger RNA of Symbiodinium sp. CCMP2592, 1419 nucleotides long. The record is from the annotation of a GenBank genome assembly. Lineage: Eukaryota; Dinophyceae; Suessiales; Symbiodiniaceae.
AUGGCCUCUAAAGGCAGAAAUGGACCUACCCGGCCCCAUGUCGCGGUUCCUCGAGCCGUUUUGCUCACGAAGGAGGACUUGGAGAACUUCCAGAACAACGCCCUAUCACGGGAUUCGAUCAGCUCUGUGUUGCCGUUUGGGCCUGCUCGACAAUUGUCCGCAGCUCCUGUCGUGUCAGCUCCCUCUUCUGCGGCUGCCAAAGGAUCUGCAGCUUCGGGCCAGUCUGGUUGGCCCCCGCCUCCAAGGAGGAGAACGAGGUCUGCUUCGGCUCGCCGCGGAGCGAACCUGGACAUGUCGCCUGUGAUUCCGACCGGCCUUCCGUGCGCAACGGAAGCAACACCUGCCAACAACAUGGUCUUUUACGGUGCGUCCGCAGCGCCAAGUUGCCGAGAAGCGGCCUUGGCUGCAGCGAAACAGAGCUUGGCGAAGCCUUCACGGGUGGUGCGGGCCAAGACGCUUUCCCGCAUGGAUCGCAUCAGCCCGGAGCCUUCAGCAGCUGCGGGAGGUGAUACCGAACUGGUGCUACAAGGCCACGACCCUCGAAGGAUAUUGAACAACGGGGGCAUCCGCCAAGCAAUCCCCGAGGUCUCCCCAACGGCCGCAGAUUCGAGCCCAGACGCUGUUGCUCCCAGCAUUGGCGCCUUUCUUGGCUGGACUCCUCUGCUCGUCAGCGGGCAUGCAGCUGCAAGCCCUUUCUGCCCUCCAGAGAGCUCUGAAGCUCCAUGGGAGGAGGAAGAAUGGUCUGCCAGCGAGGCAGAAGGCAGUGAAGCGGAGUUCGACUAUCGCCAAUACAGGUAUCGGGAGGUGGUGGCUCGCAGGACUGAGAACGCACCAGACGUCGGGGUGCGACGAAAGGUUCGACGGGGGCACCGUUCCGCCAAUACAGAGAUGGCAAAUUCGGAUGAUGAUGCGGUGGAUGCAUGGAAUGUUCAUUCCAACAAUCAGCCAGAAGAGGCUUGUCUUCUCGCGCCCUCCAGCCGGCUGCUUGCAGAUAGUGAGAACUAUUUGGAUGCACCUUGUGACGAGGAGCUGUCAAAAGUUGCCGGUGUUUUAGUUCAGUUUUACGGCCUCGGCAAGGAGGCCAUCAAGUUCAAAGGAGCUAUUCCCAACGUGCUCCUUGUGUCGAAGGAAGCUUGGAGUUGCAGGGGCCGCAGAGACAGCCAGGCAGAGGAACCACCGGUUCUUUGGAUCAGAGGUGGACGAGUGUAUGACUUCCAUGGUGACCGUGGCACCGUUGCAGAAUUUGAGCACGAUCUUCUUGUGCGUCAGGUGGAGGAUGAUGCAAUUUGCCGCCAAAGGCGGCAGAAGCAAGGGCUCAUGCCCUUUCCGUUUGCGGCCUUGCCCCUCAAAGACAAGGCUAGUGACGAGCAAGACGAUGCAGAGGCUGUCGCUGUUCGUGAUGUCCGAAGGCGGAUAUAA